CACACACACACACACACAAACACAUACACACGUACAUGGAGGAGCGAUUGAAGGAGCUGUUUGUGUGCUGUGCACAGCAAGAUGGAAGAAUCAGAAGAAGGGGAGGCGAUAGUGGCAAUGAGGAUGGCGCUCCGGUGCUGGUGGCCAUCGACAACAUUUUGCACUACGUGCACCAGCAAGGGCUGGUGAAGCAAGCAGACCUGCCGCACUUUCGCAGCGUCCUGCAGCAGGCAGACCACGAUGAGGAUGGCGCAAUCUCUCUGGACGAGUUCCAGCACGCCAUCUACACAGCCCUCAGUGCCGCGUCUGGGUCCAUGAGUGCCUCCGUUGCCAGCAACGACAACAGCACCGAUGCAGUGCCACAACACGGAGACAACGCCACCGCUUCGACAGUCGAGACAGAUGUCCCAAAUAAUCAUAAUGCCCAAACAACAGCAACAAAGGCCGCCUCCAACGAUACAGCAACACCAUCGGCUCUGCAGGCUUCGGUAACCAGGGGCCCACCAGCAACGAGGGUCGCUGCAUCAUCACAAAGCACCGGCACCCCCACAGCCGCUGUAACAACCACAACAAGCACACUGGCUUCACUGAAUGACAGCAGGACGCGGCCAUCUAGCCGAGAGGCGUUUGGCUCACCAGCUACCCGACGACAGCCAUCUCCAGAGCGGUUGAGCGCCAAAGUCAUCUUUGAUUUGUUGGAUCCGGAAGGCAGAGGAUAUGUCAGCGUUGAGGAGCUGCAGACGCGCUGGGAGGAGUUGAGCGAAGACAUCCCGUUGCCACCAAUCCCAGAGAGCUUGGUGGAAGACGGGCAGCACGAGGAUGUCACGGCCGAGGACCUGCUGGAAGCGUUCCAGAGCAUGCACGCUGACUCCGAUGGCGAUGAGGAGGCUGACGACAUCAGUGAUAGCCGAGGCGAUGUCAGUGAGAUGAUGACAGACGCGGGUGCUGCCAUGGCCACGGCAGCGAUGACCAUGACCCUGGUCAAUGGGGUCUCGGCGCCAUCCCCGCUCUCCCGCCGUCAGGACGGACCUCCCGUCACAUCCACCCCAGCCCACCAUCUCACACGACCACACCUUCCACCCCACAUGGCCCAAGCACAGCAGCAAGAACACAACCAACACCACCAACACCCCCACCAUCUCCACGGCACAGCCAGUCCAGUUGGUCGCGUGUCUGCGCUUUUCUCGGGUGACGUGUCAUUGCAUCGUUCACUGCCAUCAACACCCCACAGCGCCAUGGCAUCGCCGGCCACGGUGCGGCGCAAGACGCCCUCGCGCCAGCGCGCAGCGGUGCUGGUGGACACGGGGGUGCGCCUGCUCCGCAGCCAGGUUGAGGUGUUGAAACAGCAGCUUGUGGACAAGGAUGAGGAGGUGCGACACCUGCAGCGGGAGGUCGACGCCGCUAAAGAGGCGCUGCACCACGCGUCCGACCUUGCCGACGUGCAUAUUGGUGAGACGGAGAAUCAGCUCAACGCGACCGUGUCGCUAAUGGAGGCCAAGCACCAGCGGCAGAUUGAAGACCUCAAGGCACGCCACGCAGACGCAACGAGCGCGCUUCGGCUGCAGGUGGACAGGCUGAACGAGCAGAACGCAAAGCUCGCCGGGGAGCGGGAGGAGCACGUGCGCCAGAUCAAGGAGCUGCACGUCGACAGGGCGAAGCUGCUGACAGAUAAUCAGCUGUUGCGGGAAUCCAUGCACGAGCAGCACAAGGCGAGCGCCGCAGCGGCCAGUGACCUCAACAAGCAGACGCAGCUUGUUAGUCAGCUGGUGGAGCUGCAAGACGCACAUGCGCUCAAAGCGCAGCGCAUCAACGAGCUCGAACUGGAAGCCGCGCAGCAGCAGGACGAAAUUGCUUCCCUCAAGAGCGUGCUUGGGGAGGUGCGCGGACAGCUUGCAAAGUCUGUGCUGGCGCAGCACGAGCAACGGUGGGAGACGACGGAGACGCUCGCGGCGGAGUUGAGCCGCAUGGACAAUGAGGCUGAAGAGCAACUGCGCAACAAAGCGGAGGAGAUGCAGCAGGCUGCACAGGCAUCGGAGAAGCGCGUCUCUGUGCUCCUCAAGGAACUCGCGAGCGUGCGGGAAACCAAGACGGCGCUCGAGGAGCGUGCUGGGCGGAUGCUGGCGCAACUGCGCAACCUGGUUGGCCAGCAGCGGUCGUACAUCGACGAGCUGGAGACGGAGGUGGCGUCGAAGAAGCUGCGCAUGGAGGUGCUGGCUCUCGAGCUCUCGCUGUCCAAGAUUGGCGGCGGCAGCGGCAGCAGCGGCAACGGUAUUAACAGCAAUCAGAGGAGUGGUGAUGGGGAGCAAGGGGACACAUCCGGCAGAAGCGUUGGGAUCGAAGCAAGUGCCCCAGCACAUGGAGGCGACAGUGAUGUUGUGGGUGAUGGUGGCAGAGGAGUGCCUGACGCUGACGCUGGGGCGUAUGAGGACUUGGAGAAGCUGUUGCAAAUGGCGAGCGAGGUGGAGGGCGGCAUUGCGGGAGAGGGGCGGACUGGCGAUGACGGUGAUGGCGACGAUGAAGUGGUGGCGGCCAUGUACGAGGCAUUGGCAAGUCCACAGGCUGCGGCUGUCCGUGUGGACGCCAAGCACCUGGAAAAGUGGCUUAGGCGGCGACGCGAAAGCAGGCGCAGGGAUAGGAGGCGCAGCUCAAGGAAGAGUGCAAGGACAUCGGCGGCAGAGCUCGUGCCUGCAGGCAAGGUGGGCCGCGACGACAGCGCGGGCGUGUCAUCAUCACACACACCGCGUCGACGAGCAACCUGGGCAAGGGAAGGCGGCGGCAGCCAACACAGAUUGGGCAGCCGAGAUCCAGCAGUGACAACAGUUGCAGACAACGUACAAAGCAGUAGAACAGCGCGAGCAAGCGCAACAGCAGCGACAUCAUCAGCGUUUGCAUUCGCGGGGCGCAAGAUGUCUGCACCAUCAGCAGUCGGUCGCCCUUUCGCUGGCUUGCACGAGUGGCUGCAGGUCAACACAGACACACACACGCGCCGUCGAUCAUCGAUUCAGGCCCUCAAGCAAGCGUUGCAGGGGGCAUCGUGACACAGUGCGAGGCAAAACUAUUCAUCGAGGUGGAGGGGCGAGGGGGAAGUGUGUGCGUGCGUAAGUGAGUGAGUGUGUGUGUGAGAGAGUGUGUGAAUGAGUGAAUAAGUGAGUGAGAGUGAGUGUGUGCAUUGUGUGCGUGUGUGUAUUGAUUGAGGAAAGACGCAGAGGGUGCGCGCAUGUGUAUUGUAUGAAGUCGAUUGUGCAUUUUAAUGUGCAUGGACAUGAAUGGUUGUGGAAUACACACAAGAAGCAAGAAAAAAACAGCCA
Messenger RNA from Salpingoeca rosetta, 3308 nucleotides. RefSeq lists its product as uncharacterized. The transcript has 4 exons. The record is from RefSeq and is a predicted model, not a curated record. Gene Ontology annotation, molecular function: calcium ion binding. Lineage: Eukaryota; Choanoflagellata; Craspedida; Salpingoecidae. Bases 36 to 3038 code for a protein of 1000 amino acids.